CCUAGUUCCUGUGGGCAGCACUUGACGUGCCUGAACCCUCUCUUUUCUGCAAUUCAAGGGAAAGACGAGAUCUUGCACAAGGUACCCUGUGUCUGCCCUCCGCCAGGGAAGGCAGGCAUGGAGCCUCUCUGGCUGCUCAUCCUGCUCGCCAUCACAGAGCUGUCCGGAGCCCACAACACGACGGUGUUCCAGGGCAUGGCAGGCCGGUCCCUGCAGGUCUCCUGCCCCUACAACUCCUUGAAGCACUGGGGAAGACGCAAAGCCUGGUGCCGCCAGCUGGAUGCAGGGGGCCCGUGCCAGCGGGUCGUUAGCACCCACCGCUCAUGGAUACUGUCCUUCCUAACAAGGCGGAAUGGGAGCACAGCCAUCGUGGACGACGCCCUGGGUGGCACUCUCACCAUCACGCUGCGGAACCUUCAAGCCCAUGACGCUGGCCUCUACCAGUGCCAGAGUCUGUACGGGGAUGAGGCCGACACCCUCAGGAAGGUCCUGGUGGAGGUGCUGGCUGACCCCCUUGAUCACUUGGACCCUGGAGAGCUCUGGAUCCCCAAAGAGUCCAAAGGCUUCAAGGACAUCCAUGUGGAGCCCAGCAUCGCCAGGAGUCUCUCCAAAGAGGACAUGCCCUUCCCACCCACUUCCAUCCUUCUCCUCCUGGCCUGCAUCUUUCUCAGCAAGUUUCUAGCAGCCAGUGCCCUCUGGGCUGUGGCCUGGCGUGGGCAGAAACUGGGGACACCCUCGGCCAGUGAGCCGGACUGUGGCCACGACCCAGGUUGCCAGCUCCAGACCCUAACAGAGUGGAGAGACACAUGAGAGAAGAGGACCCCUGAUGGGACGAGGCCCAGAAGAGGCCUGCUGGAACCACCCCAGCCUGCACACUGGUCCCUCGGCCACCAACACUCCUGGUUCUGCUUUGGCAAAAGGCCAGACUGCCCAUCCUCUGCUUCCCCUGGUCUUGGAAACAGAAGGGUGUGUGUGGGGGGGGGGGGGGGGAGAACAUUUGUCAACUUCUAUA
Messenger RNA from Neomonachus schauinslandi (Hawaiian monk seal), 1012 nucleotides. It is a transcript of the gene TREM2, whose product is annotated as triggering receptor expressed on myeloid cells 2. NCBI's taxonomy places the organism in Eukaryota, Metazoa, Chordata, Mammalia, Carnivora, Phocidae. Gene Ontology annotation, molecular function: transmembrane signaling receptor activity. The record is from RefSeq and is a predicted model, not a curated record. The coding region runs from base 118 to 810 and encodes 230 amino acids. Gene Ontology annotation, cellular component: plasma membrane. The transcript has 5 exons. Gene Ontology annotation, biological process: regulation of peptidyl-tyrosine phosphorylation; positive regulation of phagocytosis, engulfment; positive regulation of ERK1 and ERK2 cascade.